UAACCGAAGAGUUGCACUCUAAUUCGCUGCGCGAUGGACUCCUGCAGGUAGUGAUAUCAGGUCGUCAACAUGACCAACUGCCGAUAUGCGGGUAGGUUCCGCACUCGCACUUCCUGUCCAUAUAGGGGCAGUCUCUACCCUGCCUGAUCAAGAGGUGCGGAUGAUGACCGUUGAACCCCAGACCGAGGUUCGCCCGACCCCGCAUUGCGCCCAACAGCAACAGGGGAAAAGCGGUGACACAACAACAGCAAUGACAGCAGCGACGAUCGUUCAUGCGGGGAAAGCCCAAUGCAGAAGCGGCUGCAGGUGCGCAUUCGACAGGCCCCUAUGCGCAGUCGCUGUCACGUCACAGCCCCUGUCCCUCCUCUAUUUACCAAGGUAAUGAAUAAUGGAUGAUAAUACACCAUCGAGGACGCAUUAUUCCGUUCUCCUUCACCCUCACGGCCAUUCUCACGGCCAUUCUCACUACAAAGUGCCGGCACUCGACUCUGUGGCUCUUUGGCGCAGAAUUCACAGAUGCACUACCGGAGAAAAUAUAACAAC
Messenger RNA from Pseudovirgaria hyperparasitica, 543 nucleotides. RefSeq lists its product as uncharacterized. Lineage: Eukaryota; Fungi; Ascomycota; Dothideomycetes; Acrospermales; Acrospermaceae. The transcript has a single exon. The record is from RefSeq and is a predicted model, not a curated record. Bases 86 to 382 code for a protein of 98 amino acids.